CUUUUCUCACCGUGCUCAGUCCCUAUCGAACCGCGGUCGCGUACGGAAGUCGAACUUCAUUUCAUCAUCGCUCGAGAAAAUUUCCAUCUUAUCUUUUCAUCCCAUCCAUUGUGUGCGAUGGUGGCAGCGACGGGCUGGUAGGAGGUGCUUCGCAGUCCAUUCCCACCGGGGAAAACGCGACUUUUCCAGCGGAAAUAUGUGCAUUAGAUAAUACUAUUAGCUUUAGUGUAAAAAUUAUAGGUGAAAAUGAGUGCUAAAGUAGGGAAAAUGAGCACCAAACGGGGGCUCAUGAUUAGCAUCGCUCUAUUCCUUUUAUGGAUAAAAUUGCCGGACCAAAGCGCGAAUGCAACUGUACAGACUGAAAUAAUGGCAAAAUGGGGCGACAACUUCGGUGAAGAGCUGUGGGAUCUAGCGCAAACCAUGACGAAAGCUAGCGAAAUCACCCAAAAGUAUAAGGCGUACAAUGCUCGGGUGGAGCACAAGGACGGCACCAGCCUAAUCAAAUCCAUCGUGGACAACGUCGGCCGAAUGUUGAUUCGUAAGAUGGACGCCAUCAAGUGUAUCAUCAACAUGGCCGAGCAGCUAUCCGAGGAGUUUGAGUUCAACGAAACGAUCUCGGGAAACUUCACGUACUAUUCGAGUAAAUAUUCGAAUAUCGAUGGUCGCCCGGAGCCGGAAAUACCGUCCACGUUGGAGGAGAACACCUGGAUGUAUCGAGACAUGUAUCUAAAUCCAGACACGCACUUCUUCAACAUCUCGGUGAAUACGUCGUACAGUUCAGUGCAUGUGCCUCAAAACGUAUACGACCGGUAUCCAUGGGUUAUGGAAGCUCUCCAGUGGUCGGAAGCGUUGGACGACGUGUUCCUGCAGAACUAUAACUCUGACCCGGCGUUGUCGUGGCAGUAUUUUGGUUCCUACACAGGUAUACUGAGGCACUACCCAGCAUUGGAGUGGGACCGUGAUCAGGUCGAUACUUUUGACUGCCGGAAACGUUCGUGGUACAUUGAAACGGCGACCUGCUCGAAAGAUAUUGUGAUCCUGCUGGAUAACUCCGGCUCAAUGACCGGGUACCGAAACUACAUAGCUCAAUUAACAGUGAAAAGUAUAUUAGAUACGUUUUCGAAUAACGAUUUCAUCAACAUCUAUAAAUACUCAAACGACGUAGAUCCAUUGAUCGAUUGUUUCGCGGACAUGUUGAUUCAAGCAACGCCGGAAAACAUCCGAUUCAUGAAUGAAAAGGUGCAAACACUUGAACCGGACGGGUAUGCAAAUGUUGGGAAAGCCUUUGUGAAGGCUUUCGGGUUAUUGCAGCAUUACCGGGAGAUGCGAAGGUGCAAUGAAACUGUAAGUGGCUGUAAUCAGGCCAUCAUGUUGAUUACAGAUGGUGUUCCUAGCAACAUCACUAACGUGUUCGAACAGUACAACUGGUACGAAAAUGGAACAAAGAUUCCGGUGCGAGUUUUCACUUACCUGCUGGGACGAGAAGUGACCAAAGUACGCGAAAUACAGUGGAUGGCAUGUUUGAAUCGUGGCCAUUACUCACACAUCCAGUCGUUGGAUGAGGUACAGGAAGAGGUGCUGAAGUAUGUAACUGUGAUAGCAACGCCCUUGGUAUUGCAAGGGGUGGAACAUCCACCGACGUGGACGCAUGCGUUUACGGAUACGGCGGAGAAUCUUCAAUCGGAUGCGGACGAUGACGAACCGCCUCGUCUCAUGAUCGCUGUCGGGGCUCCGGCUUUCGACAGAAAAGCUAAUCAUUACAAUGAAACUCGAACUGCUCGGCUGCUUGGUGUAGCGGGAACUGAUAUUCCUCUCGAAGAAUUGGAUGAUCAAACGUUGCCUUAUAAGCUCGGUGUAAACGGAUACUCCUUCAUUGUGAGUAACAAUGGAUACGUGGUGAUGCAUCCCGACCUUCGGCCUGUCUACAAGGGUCGUCUAAAGGAGAACUACAACAGUAUAGAUUUGACAGAGAUUGAGCAAGUGCUGAACGACAUCAUGGAAGCGUCGGACGAAACAUUGACGGGUCGUGAAGUCAAUCCGCAGAUGGAAGCACUUCGAGAAAACUUGGUGUUCUCGAAGUCGGGUAAAAUGUUGCAGGUUCCGGUGCGGUUCCACUACGACAAAAUGCGGCGUGUAUCGUUGGAAUAUCAGGACUACUAUUACGAACCGCUGGAGAAUACACCGUUUUCGUUGGGUUUGGCGCUACCGCACGAUUAUGGCAAUACGUGGAUAAAGGUUGGAGAUGAGAUCAAACGGAAUCAGCAUAUGGGACUGAAUAUAUCUGACUUUUUUGUUGGAGAAAACUGGAAACUUCAUCCUGACUGGAUCUACUGCAAGUACCACUACCUGGAAGGGCACGAGUUCAAAACUCCAGAGGACGAACUGCGGCACUUUUUGGUGCGGCUCUACGAACCGGACUGGAAGUGGUUCCAGCAGUACGAAUCCGAACCGGAUGAUGUGGCGAAAGAUGGUGACGAACCAAAUUGUGGCCGCAAGACGCUGGACGAUGAUGCUUACUAUUGUAACAAGGAGCUCGUCCAGCUGUUGGUGUUUGACGCGAAGGUCACUAAUACCAGCUACCGGAAUUGGAGGUUUGAGAAUGCCAAUGAGCGGAGGAUCAUUGACAUGUACAAUGCCACGCUGCGUUUCGUAGCGACCAUGAGUGGGCUCACGAGAUGGCAGUUCAUUUUUGGGGAGGUUGAAGUAGACUCAGAUCAUGAGUUUGGUGAUUACCAUAAAAAGGCCAUCGAUGAAACGUGGUACAGGAGUGCAAUUUUGCAACAUAAGAUCGACCCGAAAAGUUUUGUCUACUCGGUGGAGCACGCUUCGGAUGAAGCAGAAAACGAAGAACUGAAAGUCACGGCAUCGAUGGGAAUCUUUCCCAGAGACGGUGGCUUGGAAGCGCCUGGUUGUGUGACGGGAUUCCAGUUUUCGCAUCAACUGAUGUACGAACGGUUCAUGGAGAUAACGGCAAAAACCACCUGUGACGGGUGCAUAGAUACAUGCAACUCGGAGUCUCGUGAUUGUUAUGUGAUCGAUCACAACGGCUACGUAAUUUUGUCCGAGAUUUACAACGACACGGGCCGAUUUUUUGGAGAAAUUCAGGGGGCGAUCAUGCAGUCUAUGGUUGACAAAGAAAUAUUCUCCAUGAUAACGGUGUAUGAUCUGCAAGGCCUGUGCGAUUACGAAAUAGAGGCGAAGAACGACGCUUUUCCGUUGAUGCAUCCCUGGCGGAUACUGAAGCUCGGAAUCAACUGGUUGAUAACGGAGUUCUUCAUUGCUUUGUCAAAGUUUGAUUUCUGGGUUCACGGCAUUCCCAGCCCUGAUUUCGAUUAUGAUAUAGGAGUGGACUACGAAGAUUCCGAUUACAGUGAUGUGCCACGUAAAAAACCAAAGAAACCUCUCGUAGAUGAAGAAGAGGAAUAUUUUAACCGUCCCAAGGAAAUCAAAAUGGAGACAAUCUACGAAGCGUGCGACAAAAAAUCAAACCUGUACGUCAUGCAGCAGGACAAGUUUAUCAAAGGGGUUGGAUUCUUCUACGAGUCGGAACCAGUGAACCCAAUGGAAUUGUUACAUCGGCCAUACUUCGCCAAACGAGUUCCACGAUCGAAUCUACUGAUGGUCAUUGUCGAAAGCGAAUUCCCAUCGGACCAUGUGAUCCUGUCGGCAGCUCCACAGAACGUCGUUCACAAUACGACCAACGAGCUGCCGUGCGUGAAAACAAGGUUAAACUUCUUACCCCGCCGACGGUUGGAGGAGUGCUACACUGAGCAUCCCGAUGAGGAUGUAGUGGCUCAAUGUGGCGAUGCCUCCAAGACAACAAUUCAACUGACUGUAGUGGUAACGUCUUUAGUAUCACUUCUGUUAUAUCGAUGUGCCCAAAUGUUAGCUUAGGCUAGAGCUAAGCAAAACGAGCGUAGACGGAGUCAGAUGAUAAUCCUGGUUCAAUACUCUCGGCUGAAACCAAAGUCUUUAAAUUCGUAGAACUAGGAGAAACAUUUUUCGAGCAAGCAUAUACCUGUAGAUGAAAAGAUGAGAAAACUUUUAUACUGGAAACAUUACACGUGUGACCCUAUUCGUAAACCGUGAUGACACGUGAAAGGAUCCAAAUUUGUUGUACAACUUUUUUUUUCCUAAAGCGAAACGCACAUUCAAAUGGAAAGACCCUUGGAAUCUAUACAAUCAGGAAGAGUCAAUAUUUUGAACUUGUACACUCUUGCGUCCACAAUUAUGCCAUUCGAAGACUUACCAUUUACCGCCCUCCAUUUUCUUACUAUCGUGCCAUGUGAUUAUCAUUUCCACACGACUUACCGGCUGAUAAUACUCCGAUUUACUUCAAGGGUCAGUGACCUCCACCCACAUAUGAAUAAUCCAAAUUGUUCAUAAAUGGAUACUUUUUACUGUCUCUUUAACCUUACUCUAUUCCUAGAAUAAGUGGGUCUAUUGAAUGAGAAGAUUUUCUAAUGUGUAACCAUCUCUGGUGAAGUGGAAGAGAUAGAAAAAAAGUACUCAUUCAUUGGUAAACGAGUUAUGCUUUCGUUCACACAAACACAAAUACAAACCCCAAAUAACAUUGAGCUCGAAUUCAUCAUAAGCACAAAUGUUUUAUCAUUCCCCUCAACACGAGCCGCACUUUUUAACUAGAACACGAAAAACAUACGGAUAUACAGAACCUCAGUCAAUACUCAAAACUGCGUGAAGUACGGAAUCUGAUGCACAUGACAUAGUUGUUUUAUUCUUGAUACUUGUUAUUGGAAAGGUAAACGUGUAACUGGGUAAAAGGUAAUUUGCACAGAAAAAAAAAUUAAGGUAAGAAUUGUGUUUUAAGUAGUUUUUUGGAUAGUCAAAAUUCAGAUUAGAAAAAUGUAAAUAACGAUUAUUGUAAAAAGACACAUUUCUUGUGAUGGCCACCACUUCAUCCGUUGAUUGAAAAGAAGACAUUCGGACGCAAUAUUUAGUACAGUGGCGACAUAAACAGUGGUAUACAAGUAGAAAGUAGCUAGUCGAAGUCGCCUUUUUAAUGGGAAUUUUGUUACAUUAUUGCAAUUACGGAGAUUCAUAAGUUUAUAUUUUGUUCGAUGUAACCAGAGGUAUAACGGAACACAUCCUAUGUGAAAUUGUUGUUAA
Molecule: messenger RNA, 5127 nt
Organism: Armigeres subalbatus
Lineage: Eukaryota; Metazoa; Arthropoda; Insecta; Diptera; Culicidae
Product: voltage-dependent calcium channel subunit alpha-2/delta-3-like
Exons: 14
Coding region: 247-3894 (1215 amino acids)
Cellular component (GO): voltage-gated calcium channel complex
Molecular function (GO): voltage-gated calcium channel activity
Source: RefSeq, a predicted model, not a curated record